This is a messenger RNA of Clarias gariepinus (North African catfish), 2090 nucleotides long. RefSeq names its product RIC8 guanine nucleotide exchange factor A (gene ric8a). NCBI's taxonomy places the organism in Eukaryota, Metazoa, Chordata, Actinopteri, Siluriformes, Clariidae. Gene Ontology annotation, biological process: G protein-coupled receptor signaling pathway. Gene Ontology annotation, cellular component: cytoplasm; plasma membrane. Bases 22 to 1692 code for a protein of 556 amino acids. The record is from RefSeq and is a predicted model, not a curated record. Gene Ontology annotation, molecular function: G-protein alpha-subunit binding; guanyl-nucleotide exchange factor activity. The transcript is spliced from 10 exons.
CCUGAACUCGCGGAGGUGAGGAUGGAGAUAACCGCCGUUAUACACGCGCUGGAGACGCGCGAGCAGGAGGCGGCAGUGCGCGCGCUGCACAGCUACAACACACAGAAGAAUCAGUGUUUCUCGUUUCCCUCAGAGGAGCAGGAGGACAGAGAGCGUCUGGGAGAGCUCCUCCUGUCCUUCCUGGAUCGUGACGUUCAGCCGUCCUGUCAGCUCGCGUGCUUGGAGACGAUCCGCAUCCUGUCACGGGAUAAAAGCAGCCUGGCUCCGUUCUCCAGUCGCCGCGCCAUACACACGUUUGCGCGCUAUGCGGCGCUGGCACCCGGCGAGGGGCUCGGCCCGCACGUCGCCGACCUGGACGUGAUCGUGGAGGCGCUGAAGUGUCUGUGCAACGUCAUCCUGAACAGCGUGGAGGCACAGGAAGCCGCCGCCCACCUGGGUCUCAUGGUGGGCGUGGCCGAGCGCCUGAAACAGUGCCGCGAGUCUCGGUGGAGCUCGGACGUGCGCUUCUUCGACCUGCGGCUGGCGUUCCUGCUCACGGCGCUGCGUCUGGACGUGAGGGCUCAGCUGGCCCAGGAGCUCAGGGGCGCUCGGCUUCUGGCCGACGCCCUCGACGCCACGCUCGGCCUGCGCUGGACCGACGCCUACGAGGUUUCCCGCUCCGAGGCGCAGGGGCCGAACGACCUGCCGCCACUCGGGAGGAGCGAGACGGAGAGAGCCAUGGAGAUCCUGAAGAUCCUCUUCAACAUCACGUACGACACGGGACGCCGCAAAGUCGACGAGGAGGAGGCGGCGACCUACAGACACCUGGGCGCCAUCCUGAGGCACUGCUUAAUGAGUACAGCCGAGGGAGAGGAACGCACAGAGGAGUUCCACGGUCACACAGUGAACCUGUUGGGGAAUCUCCCCCUGCCGUGUCUGGACGUGUUGCUGAUGCCCAGAGUGCAACUCGGCUCCAUCGAGUACAUGGGUGUGAACAUGGACGCAGUGAAGAAACUGCUGGAGUUCAUGGAGAAAAGACUCGACAGAGGGACGAAGCUGAAGGAGACGCUGCUGCCGUGCCUCAACCUGCUGACGGAGAGCGCUCGCAUACACCGGGAGACGCGCAAAUUCCUAAGAAUCAAAGUUCUCCCUCCACUGCGUGAUGUGAAGAACCGGCCCGAGGUUGGGAACGCCCUGAGGAAUAAACUGGUGCGCCUGAUGACCCACAUCGACACGGACGUGAAGACGUGCGCCGCCGAGUUCCUCUUCGUCUUGUGUAAAGAGAGCGUGUCCCGCUUCAUUAAGUACACGGGUUACGGGAACGCCGCGGGCCUGCUGGCGGCUCGCGGUCUGAUGCGGGGGGGCUGGGAGCCGGGACAUUACUCCGAGGACGAGGACAGCGACACGGAGGAGUACAGGGAGGCCAAGCCACACAUUAAUCCUGUGACGGGUAAAGUGGAGGAGGAGCAGCCGAACCCAAUGGACGGAAUGACGGAGGAGCAGAAGGAGUACGAGGCCAUGAAACUCGUCAGCCUCUUCGACAAACUCUCCAGGGAUCACGUGAUCCAGCCCAUGAAGCUCGGUCCGGACGGAACCAUGACCAAGCUGGAGCCGCACGAGCUGCACUGUCUCUCCCAGCAGCCGUUUGCCGAGCGCCAGAGGAACCGCGAGGAGGAGGAUCGGGAGGAGGAAGAGGAGGAGAACUCAGACUGAACACGCUCACACACACACACGAUCUUCAUUGUUAACACUGCUAAUAACGCAAAGCUAAAACUAACGCUAAUGCUAACUGUAACCUUUCAGCUGUGAGUGUUUUUAAAUAAAAGCUGCAAUCCUUUUUGUCCAAGUUUUCCUCAUGAGGACCAGCGAGCGUCACGUUAAAGUAAAGUUUUGUUUUUCCUCUGUAGUCAUCAAACUGGAAUAUUCAGUACAACAGCACGACCUCGAGUGUGAUAUUGCUUUUAUAUAACAGUUUCAUAAAAAACAUUUAUCAUCAACAGGUUAUGAAUUGUUUCUUUAUUUAACCAGUUAUUUUCCUGCUUCCGUGACUGGUGGAGCUGGUGACCGCUGGUGUAAUUAACAUGGGUGAGAGUGGUGUUAAACUCUUAGCG